AUGGACUAUUACGCAAAUCCUCCGAUCAUGAUGGUGGAGUUCGACAAGGACAUUGGUGCACUAGAGAAUGAUAUGCCUACAUCACCCUUGGGCUCACCGCCCAGUACUCCAUUGCAACAGCAUUCACUUUUCUUUUCCGCCGAACGAUCGACACCGACGCCCACCUCUAGCAUUCAUCAGAGUGAAAUGAAACGAAGUAGCGACAGUGGCCCUCCCGAACACCUAAUGCAGCCGGCGGAUGAUGAAGAUAUCCCAAUGGACGAAAGAAGGCAUGGUGCACCACGACGAUUUUCAUCAAUGGGCGAGGAUGGACCGGAUGACGAGAAGGUUUCACGGAAAACCAUGGCAGCCAUUAGCCCUCCAAGCAAUAUGCAAAUAGAUCCAACGAGGGCUUUGAAUUCAUCGCCUGCAAGGAAUCGUGCACAAUCCAUGUCUCCGUCGCAGCGAUUGGCUUUGAAACGAUCCAAUAAAUUAGGUAGAAUAAACAAUGCUCCUGAUGAUUCGCCAAAUACUACGAAUGGAGGAAGACUCUCGAAGAAUGGUUCCGUAAAGAAUAUGGUUUCCAAGUACGAGACAUCACCAAUGAUGAAGACUCCCGAAAAAGACGACCUACUAUCGCCUCCCAAACUGUUGCUGAAAAAGUCGGAAUUGUGGCAAGACAGCCCUGCCACGGGCGGCAGGUUACCUCCUUCGUCGAUGAAACGACCAACUACUCGAAAUAAGUCAAGCUUUCAACGCAGUAUGGGCGCCGAUGAUGACUAUGAUGUUCCUCAUGAUGAACGACCAUCCCUCGCUGAAAAAAUUGAGAUUCCCGAGGAUGAACGCAUGGCAGAGAUGUCCAAAAGUGCGUCGGUGGCGGCCCGAAGUGCUUCAGCGGCAGCCAAGGCACGCUUUGCCAAGUCUUCUGGUCGAACUUCAAAACAACAAUUGGAUCUUGGAAUUAAAACGUCGUUGUCGUCAUCCUCGGAACCCUCUGUGUUUGCCGGAGAAUUGAGUAGGCGGUUGGAAGCUGCGCAUGAGCGUGACGAAGUCAACGAGUUGCUACCAUCCAGCACUCCCAGGAAUACUGUCAGAAGGGAUGUUGUCGCCAAUCGUAGCAGCCCCAACAGAAGACCAGCUCCUCGACGACUGGACUACGACAAUGGCGACGGCCCGGAACAGCAUAUAUCACUGAGUAAAGAUGACACCAGUCGUUCACGAGCAGAAACGUUACGAAGGCUUCGACUCUCCGAGGCAAAACAGCAGCCGCAGCAAGAUGAAGAAGAGCCGGCAGCCAUUCCGAAAGCACCCGUACCAGUGUAUCCACCACGGGUAUCUGCAUCGGUUGCAGCAGCCUUGAAUAAAAUUUUGCUACAAGUGCCAAUGACGGAUUCGCUUUGGGAUUUGAAAAAACACGAUCUGGUUCCAGUGCGUUCGCUUGAGAGCUUUGUCGGGAUUGCCAAAGGCGACUUGACCAUUUGCCUAUUACCACAACAUGAACCAUCCAAUAGCUCAUCUUUCGAUGAUAAAAUCAGCAUGGGUGCGUAUCGAGUGCAAUCCAUCAUUCGUGGCAGGCGACGCUCUCGGCGGCACAUGGGAGUUCUUGAUGUUGGGAAUGGGUCCCCUACUUCUCCACUUCGUCCCUUGCAGCCUCUGGAUGCCGAUGACGUAAUUGGAAUGCAUCACGCCGCAUUGUCUCAUUUGUUGAUGGAUGAUAUUGAUCGUGCCAUUGGCUGUUACAGGGAGAUUUCAUCCUUGUACAAGGCCCACAAGGAGCAAUCCAAGAGGACACCGCCAUCGCCGAGGAAUGAGGCACAAACCAAUUUUGAAUUGGCAAUGAGCCUCGUCUCACAUUAUUUGGGGAUUUUAAACCUUGUCAAGAAAAAGUAUUUCACGGCCAUGACAUACUUUUCCAAUGCGUUGGAAACCAGAAUGUCUUGUUUGGUGGAAGGUCAUUCGGAUCAAAUCGCUUGUCUGUCGAAAAUAUCCACCUGUCAGUACGCAUUGGAUCAAUUUGACGACGCACAGAGCACCUUACGAAGAGCAGGGGAGAAUGCCAAGAAGAAAUCAUCUGUGUCGCUGAAUGACCGUCUCCUCCUUGCGGAAAUGAUAAACAACAUGGGUACCGUACACUGGCGGAAAGGGAUGACUACUGCGGCCAAUGAUUGCUUUGUAGAAUCCUUGGACAUUUUGCAGAAUGCUGCCAGUGACUGUUUGUACGAGGAUUCGGCGACUGCCAGCCAGUCAGUAUCACUGAAUAUUUUUAUUGUGAGGUGCAACAUCGGCUUUGCCAAAAUGACUGGCAAGGAGUUCAAGGAAUCCAUUCCAGAACUGGAGAAUGCCUUGAUGGGACUCAAUGGGCUACUAAAGAGUGGAGAUGAAAUGUCGGUCGCCACUAUGGACUGCCUUGCUGCUGCAAACUUGCUUAGUGGUAAAAGGGACAGAGCCACAAAGAUGUACGAACGCAUGUUGCAGAUUCUCGAGAAUGAAGGUGACGAAGGCGACUCUAGAAUUGCCAAGACAAUGAAGAAUUUAGAGUCUGCUAAGAGCGUUGGUCGUGGAACCCUAGUGGCAUUGGAAACUUUGGAGCAAUCGUUCGCAAUAAUGUCAACGUAA
Molecule: messenger RNA, 2595 nt
Organism: Cylindrotheca closterium
Lineage: Eukaryota; Bacillariophyta; Bacillariophyceae; Bacillariales; Bacillariaceae
Source: the annotation of a GenBank genome assembly